UGGCGUCUGUGCGCAGUCGAGGCCGGUGCGUUGGGGUGACUGUGUGCUGGUGGUGGCGGUCCGAGCUCCGACACAGACGCCGCCGAUCGGAUCAGCUCUGCUGACCAGGAUGAUGCUUCGGUCGAUGGCCAACCACCUAGGCUAGUGCCGGCAAGCAACAAGUACAGCCGCUGAGUAUGCUGAUCGCUGGUGACCAGGUCGGCUGGAAGUGGUCCACUGAGCCGGCCGCCUCGCCAUGAAGCUGUAUCAGCAGACGUCGCCCGACUGCGUGCAGGCUUGGACGCGGGAGGACUUCGGCUUCAGCGGCGACGCCAAGGCCGGCCUCGCCACCAGCCUCGAGCACAUCUUCCCGCCGCAGUCGCCGGCACCCUCGUCGUCCACCGCCUCGUGUGCGGCCUCCUCCAGCUUCACAGAGCUGAAGCCGGUGCCACCGCUCAAGGCGCUAACCCAAUGUGACUAUGUGGGGAGUUCGGGUGAAGCGGCCGGCUCGCCGGGCUACUACCCGGCACCCGAACCGGGUCCCGGCACGCCUGAGGUGGUGUCCACCACCACCAGCGGCAUGGGCGAGCUAGGCGAGUCGGUAAUGAUGAAGCCUGCCGAGCCGGGCACGCUCGAGACGUUCCCGGCCGCUGACAUGGCCGACGACGACUUCGCCGCCAUCAUCGGCAACGCCAUGGUCGACCCGCAGCUGGUCGUGCCCGAGAACAUGGACCUCGGCAACUUCACCAGCUCGGACAUGCACGACUUAGAGGCGUGGAUCGAUGGCCAGUCGCAGGCGCAGCUGCAGCGGUACGGCGCCGCCAGCCAGGCGCACACCGCCGCCGUCCACCCGGGCCUGCCGUACAGCGCCGCCAGCCCCAUGCUGCAGAACCUGCUGUCAGGCCACAGCUACGCGCCACCGCGCACCGCGCACCCGCCUGGCUACGGUAGUCUGCUGCAAGGCGGCCAGCUACACCAGCGCCUGCAGCGGCCGUUGGCCACCUACAGCCCGCCCAGCUAUGCGGCCAGCGGCGGCGAGACUCUCGCGCAGCAGGCCGAGUCGGGCACCAGCGCCAAGAAACGGCGCGCGCUUGCGCGCUCCUUCAUCAAAAUGUCGAUCGCAUCGGAGGGCACCAAGGACCGGCCUAUGCACCGCUGCACCAUCUGCAACCGCGGCUUCCUCAACAAGAGCAACAUCAAGGUGCACCUGCGCACGCACACCGGCGAGAAGCCGUUCAAGUGCGAGACGUGCAGUAAGGCGUUUAGGCAAAAGGCGCACCUCAUCAAACACUAUCACAUCCAUAAGCGCAUCAGCAGGGACUGACGUGGUGGCCAUGCGGUGGGCGCGUUCGGACCCGGUGGUGCGCGUGAGUGGUGCGCGCGCACAUCGAUCUUUCAAGGCUGGCCACGGCCGCCGCGCCGCGCCCGGAGAAAGCCGCAGCGACCUACUGACGGGUCAGCAGCGGCGUGACUUCCCGUGUCGCCACGCCGCCGCCCGGCAUGCCGGGAGAUGUCCCACCGACCCCCUCCCCCGCCUCACAGUCACCCACGGCCCCGCUUCCGGGGCACGUUUGGACCAACUUCCGGUUUGCGUGGCCGCCGCCGAACCGGCUCAGCCCAGCCCGACCCGGUGCGGCCGGCUGGCCGACCGGCGACAGCGGUCUGGUUCGCAUGUGGGUCAGUUGGAUCCGGAGGGCUCGUAUCUAGGCCGAUGCCCUGCACGGCCACAACACGGCUGAUGCGCAUGCGCAGAACGCGGCGACGAGCGGGUCAGACGCCGGGCGGAAGACAGGAGGUGGGAUUCGUAGGGUGAUGGGGAACAGGGGUUAGUCACGGACCGUGACAUGCGCUAAAGACACAUGUCUCACAGGAGGAUGUUUAAGUCGUGGCCUGAGCGGCUGUCAGCAGGAGGGACCCCUGCCUCUUGCGAGGUGCUUUCUGGCACGUACUUCAACUGCGAUCGCGGCUGAAGCCUUGAAGAAAAGCAGUAUGCUGUGUCUGGACAAAGCCACUGCAGCUUAAGUUUGUAUCUUGGCUUGGAAAAGUUUAUUCUAAUCGGUUGCACGCUCUGCACAAAGCCCCGCACAACCAUCAUCCUACUGCAACGCGCCGUUUCAGCUGUAUCAUUUUCGUCUGCCGGCUGGCGCGGAGUGGCUCUGGAAUCAGAUGGGGUCGGUGAGGCGCGCGCAAGCAUUCCGGCCAGUGCUGGCAUCCUUCAUGACUCGCGGUGGAAAGCCGUUGUCCCAGAUAACCGUAACACUUCUGGCCGGCGGGUACGCUGCGCGCGCGCGCGCGCGGGCAGGGCGGCGGCAGCGGCGCCGAGUGGGCCCGCAGCUGCCCACGCCGGCGACGGUCUGGAGUCACCCCUGUCGACCCACGGUCGACCCCGCGGCGGCCGGGGUAAGGCGGCCCGGCACCGGGAGGACUCGAACGGCACUGCGACGCGGACCGCACUUGUUCUAAUCCAGGUCAGCCAACAAAGGCAGGCGAGUGACACAGAAACGCGCUGCGUCUCGGCGCAACGGUCAGUUGCGCCCCGUAAGUGUUCUGUCGUUGAGCUACCGUCAACAGAGCGCACAAAAAAUGACGCCACACAUCCACCGCGACUUCGGGACAACGCAGGAUUGGCGAGUUAUUGCGACUGGAGCUGGUGGCUGGGCCAAAGCAUGCAGUCGUGCAUUUGCGGGGGUUUCCCUCCUGCUGAGGUCGCUGAUGGUCAGCGGGGGCGAUGCCGGGUGAGAGGGACCAAGGGGCCGAGCCGUUGUGAUAGGGGCCAGGUAACGCCCCGCCCACCCAAGGAAGCGCCCUUGGGCGCGCUGAAUGACAUAACAACUCCGUCCUGAUCGGUACAAACGAGGACGGGUGGGCGAUGCAAUCACUGACAGUGCCCGCCCCCCGUCUGUUGUUAACUUGUUAAAUUACCGUCGUCUAUUUAUACUGUUGUUGCUGACUCCACUGUAGAAUCUCUUCGAGUGUGUAUGCAGUGUUUGAUCGGUGAUGUGUGACCUCCCACCGGUGGGCCGGGUCACUUUGCAUAUGCAUGUGUGUUUGUCGGUGCUGUGCGCCGAUCUCUUGUUGAUUUUGUUGUUGCAAUGCCAGGAGUGAUUUUACUCUUGGGUCCAGAUAGCGUAGAUGCUUCUUCCAAGCAGUGCGAUGUGUUCUUGUGACGGCUCAGCUCUGAACAUUGCACGAGGUCUCAGAUAUUUGUGCUCUGAGUGGUUUUGCGGUCGCCUCAAUUUAGUCACAAUGUGUUCAUAAUACAUGCGAAAGAGUA
Messenger RNA from Pollicipes pollicipes, 3253 nucleotides. Its product is annotated as B lymphocyte-induced maturation protein 1 homolog. The record is from RefSeq and is a predicted model, not a curated record. Gene Ontology annotation, cellular component: nucleus. Gene Ontology annotation, molecular function: DNA-binding transcription factor activity, RNA polymerase II-specific; RNA polymerase II transcription regulatory region sequence-specific DNA binding. Gene Ontology annotation, biological process: embryonic pattern specification; embryo development; embryonic hindgut morphogenesis. The coding region runs from base 236 to 1303 and encodes 355 amino acids. The transcript has 3 exons. Lineage: Eukaryota; Metazoa; Arthropoda; Thecostraca; Pollicipedomorpha; Pollicipedidae.